ACUCCGGAGGCUUCGGAAGGAACACCAUGGACCGUCACCAAGACCAGGAGACGCAGAACCCCGAGCCCGUCCGCCCGUCAAGCCCGGUCAUCGACAUGGACCCUCUGUCCUCAGAUGCCUGCUGCUCUCCCGACCGCGACUUCUGCGGCCAGGGUGCCCGUGGAAGCGCCGACCACGGAGACCGCGCGCAGCCCGAACAGCCGCUAGAUUUCUCCCUCAAGAGUGGAGCCGCAUCCUCCUGUUCUUCGCCGUUGUCCUCCGAAGACGACCGGAGGCCCUCCCAGGACGACCACGUCCCUCUGGGCGUCGUCUCCCCUCUCCUACACGCGCCGAACCCGAUGCAGUCCCCGGGGUUCCACCAGCGUAAUCCGUUGCUGGUGAUCCCUCGCACGACGACGUCGACCAACAGGUCCGCCUCGACGUCACCGCCCGGCUCGUUCCAGAACGGAUACGCCAACGCCUACGGCGGCCUGAUGCGGGGCCUGCAAAACUCUUCGCUGACGACGUCUCUGCCGUCUCCUACAGCGAGCAACCUGUCCUCGGACUCCCCGGCGCCGCCGCCUCUCGUCAGGCCACCACCACAGCAGCCGGCGUUCCCGUCCUUGGAGCUGCCGCCGGUUGCCACGUCUACUAGCCCGCCGCCGCCGCCGAGUGCGUCGUCAACGACGGGCAAGUACGUGCGGCCUUUCAAGGCAUACCAGCGAGGAGAGCGACUCGGCAUGGGCCUGUACAGCGUCUCCAACCCGUUCCUGCCCGCAGCCCUGGCCGCUCCGGUGGGUUUCCACCUCGCCGACCCGUUGGCCGAAGCGGGGUUCGCGGCGUUCCGCGAGACUUGGCUGCGGGCCGGAUGCGGGAACGGACGCCAGGAACACCACAGUAGGUCCGGGACGACGGGCUCGGCUUCUGCCGCCGCCGGCUCCGCGCGCCAGAUAGCCACGACGUCGCCUUCGCCAAUGAGCAACGGCACCGCGACGUGCCCCGCUGGAAGCGGUGACGACUACGGCGACCAGACGUCGCCGGAGAACAGCAACUCGUCCAUUUUGACCGUCACCAACGGCGACGCGUCCACCAACGGCGUCGUCACCACCAACGGCGAAGCUACCACGAACGAAGCCCUCACCUCCACCAACGUAGUCGCCGCCGCCUCAAACGGUGGCUCCCCGAACGGCGGAGGCGCCUCUACCUCCAACGGCGGCGGUCCCAUCCGCAACGGUCGACGACGCUCUCGCCUCCCCGAAACCGAGAAGGACAGCGCGUACUGGGAACGACGACGCAAGAACAACGAGGCCGCCAAGAGGUCCCGGGACGCCCGCAGGGCCAAGGAGGACGAGAUCGCCAUCCGGGUCGCCUUCCUGGAACACGAGAACUCGAGGCUCAUCUACGAGGUCACCAAGCUGCGCGCCGAGCUCAACCUGCAGCAAGCCGUGUACGCGAACCUGGUCUCCCAGCAGCAGCAUCACCAGCAGCAGUGAUUCCCGGCCGCACACCUUUACGGCCUCGGAAGACUUCCUGCCUGUGGUGGCCGAAGCUAGGACAUCGGGGCAGGUCCACUCCUGCGGUACGCGAUGGUUGAGGAGGCAGCUUGGACGACACACGAAAGAAGCCGUGCCUUGGGACACAGACGCUCUGGACUUUGGGGUCCGUUAGGAUGCGGUGUUUACAGUUCACCUGUGAAUGUGUGUCGUGCUAGCUGAUGUCACUGCCGACUAAAUACGUGCAGCGAUAGUCUUUUACACUGCGAGGACUUCAUCUCAUCAGCGCAGAGAAUGCCAUUGCGAGCGCAUCACAAAGACU
Molecule: messenger RNA, 1794 nt
Organism: Dermacentor silvarum
Lineage: Eukaryota; Metazoa; Arthropoda; Arachnida; Ixodida; Ixodidae
Product: protein giant-like
Exons: 1
Coding region: 27-1472 (481 amino acids)
Biological process (GO): regulation of transcription by RNA polymerase II
Cellular component (GO): nucleus
Molecular function (GO): RNA polymerase II cis-regulatory region sequence-specific DNA binding; DNA-binding transcription factor activity, RNA polymerase II-specific
Source: RefSeq, a predicted model, not a curated record